AUGAGCAACCCAACCAGGAAAACCUCAACACAGCAGCGCCACCUGCAGCCAUCCCUGCGAGUGCAAAGGAGUCGAGACUUGGGCCCUCCCCUUCAUUCAGAGCAUCAGCUGCACCCACAAGUGCGAGCAGGUUCAAGAGCAUCUGAAACGCUGGAUGAGGGAGGAGAGAACGCUGGUGGUCAUAUGGGUGUGAUUGCGACCCGAGGACUGAAACGCAAGGCUGGAGCUGAUGGUCCUGGUGGUAUACCACCGCUGCAUGCCAUGGCUCCUGGAUCAAAGCGCAAGCCAUUAGCCGCGAUUGACAACUUACAGUCUGCUGCACCAGGCGAUGCAGCGCCAGGGGGGUUUCUCCUCCAGAGUGCGUCUGGCAGGAAGGUAGACGUGUCAGCUGCUGCGGUUGCAGGCGUGAUGAAGCUGUUUGGGGAGGAUGGCGAAUGGCAGCAGGAGCAGCAGGGGAUGAAAGGGCCGCCGCAAGGACAGCAGGGGCAGCAGGGGAUGGAAGAUCAUCAGGGGAUUCAAGGGCUACAAGAUAUGCAAGGAGCAGAAGGGAAGCAGGGGAGUCGAGGAUGCAUGGCAAAUGAGUCAACAGCUGCAGCUCUCACCACCGCAUCGAACCCAUCUCCGUUGUCACUGCCAUCAGAACCACCACAUACCGCUUCAGCUCUCAUAACCACCGCACAGAACCCAUUUCCUCUGUCACUAAUCCCGCCACAGCAACAACCACCACCACGACCACCUGCCGGUGCAGCAAGUUUGUUCCAAACAGCCCGGGGCAAGCCAGUCCAUUUGUCUUCAGCUGCUGUGGACAAGGCGUGUGCUCUGCUGGGCGUGCAACACCAUGACAGACCACGUUUUGGUGAUGGUAGUGCGAAUCUGGGAGGAGUUAGUACAGAAGGAUCGACUGUUGGGGCGGGCUUGUUUCAAACAGCUUCAAAGAAGCCGGUGCGUUUGUCUGCAGCUGCUGUAGAUAAAGCGUGCGCUUUGCUGGGCGUGCAACUGUGUCAAAGGCCGCGGUUUGAUGCCGGUCAGGUCACACCACCUCCACUGCUGAACGCUCAAGGCCACGUGGGGUCACAGUUCAACGCACCUCAAAUCAUGCCACUUACACACGUGCCCCCAGCUCUGCUGAAUUCUCAUAGGCGCGAAGGUCAGAGCUCUCAUGCGCCAGCAGGAAUGGAGCUUUCAGUGCGGAGCUCAGCAGCAGAGCUGGCAGUAGUGGCGCAGCCAGAUGCUGGAGCAAGCCUAUUGGGAGCGACUGCAGGAGGGAGUUUGUUCCAAACAGCCCGGGGCAAGCCAGUCCCUUUGUCUUCAGCUGCUAUUGACAAAGCGUGUGCCCUGCUGGGCGUGCAGCAGUGUGAGCCUGCACGGUUUGAUGCACCCAGAAUUGCACCACCCAUACACGGUCCCCUAGCACUGCCGGACACUCAAGCGCAUGAGGGGCAGAGCUCUCAUGCGCCAGCAGGAAUGCAGCUUUCAGUGCGGAACCCAGGAGCCGAACUGGCAGUAGUGGCGCAGCCAGAUAAUGGAGCGAAUUUCGGGGGAGCUAUACCAGGGGAUGCGAGUGUAGGGGCGGAUUUGUUUCAAACUGCCCGAGGCAAGCCGGUUUUUGUGUCUUCGGCUGCUGUGGACAAGGCGUGUGCGCUGCUGGGCGUGCAGCAGGCGCCGCCAGCACUGCUGGACGCGCAAGGGCAUGAGAGGCAAAGCUCUCAUGCGCCAGCAGGAAUGGAGCUUGCAGUGCGGAACCCAGGAGCAGAGCUGGCAGUAGUGGCGCAGCCAGAUGGUGGAGCUAAAAUGAGAGGGGCUAGUCGGGGGGGAGCGACUGUAAGGGCGGGUUUGUUCCAAACAGGCCGCGGCAAGCCAGUUUCUUUGUCUUCAGCUGCUGUGGACAAGGCGUGCACGCUGCUGGGCGUGCAGCAGGCGCCGCCAGCACUGCUGGACGUGCAAGGGCGUGAGAGGCAGAGCUCUCAUGCGCCAGCAGGAAUGGAGCUUUCAGUGCGGAACCCAGGAGCAGAGCUGGCAGUAGUGGCGCAGCCAGGUGGCGGAGCUAGAUUGGAAGAAGGGGUUAGUCGGGGGGGAGCGACUGUUAGGGCAGGUUUGUUCCAAACAGGCCGAGGCAAGCCAGUUUCUGUGUCUUCGGCUGCCGUUGACGAGGCGUGUGCUCUGCUGGGCGUGCAGCAGUGUAAGAGACCAAGCUUUGAUGCACCCAGGAUCAGUGGUGGCGACCCUGCCGUGCCUUUGCUGCAGGGCGCAGGAGCAGAGCAGACGAGUGCAGUGCGGCUUGAUGACGGUGCAGCGAUUGUAGGGGAGGAUUUGUUCCAAACAGCCCGGGGCAAGCCGGUACACAUAUCUUCAGCUGCCAUGGACAAAGCAUGUGCUCUGCUGGGCGUGCAGCAGUACGAGGUUCCUCCACAGUUAGAAGCACCAAGGACCAGCAGUGAACCAGCAACGCUUUUGCUGGAGGGCGUAGGAGCAGAGCAGGCGAAUGCGGCACGGCCAGAUGGUGGAGCUAGUUCAGGCGCAGCGACUGGAGGGGAGGAUUUGUUUCAAACAGCCCGUGGCAAGCCGGUGCACAUAUCUUCAGCUUCCAUGGACAAAGCGUGCGCCCUGCUGGGCGUGCAGCAGUAUGAGGGUCCUCCAAAGUUAGAAGUACCAAGGAGGAUCAGUGGUGAGCCAACAGUGCGUCUCCUGGAGAGCGCAGGAGCAGCAGAACAAAGGGGAGCGGUGCAGCAAAGUGCUGGAGCUAGUCCGGGGGAAGUUACUGCCGGGAUGGCUUUGCUUCAAACAGCUUCAGAGAAGCCAGUUUUGUUAUCUUCAGCCGCCGAGGACCAGGCGUGUGCUCUUUUGGGGGCGCAGCAGCAUGAGAGGCCACGGUUUGAAGGCAGUGCUAGUCUGGGAGGAACGACUGUCCGAACAGCGGGUCUGUUCCAAACCGCUUCAAGGAAGCCGGUGCACAUCUCUUCAGCUGCUGUGGACAAGGCGUGUGCUCUUUUCGGAGUGCAGCAGCGCGAUAGGCCGCAGGUUGAAGGUAGUGCUAGUAAGGGAGGAGCGACUGUCCGAACAGCGGGUCUGUUUCAAACCGCCUCGAAGAAGCCGGUUGUUCUGUCUUCAGCUGCAGUGGACAAGGCGUGUGCUUUUCUGGGCUUGCAGCAGCAUGAGAGGCCACGGUUUGAAGAUCCUAGGAUCACACCUUCUCGAAGCACCGCACUGCCCUGUCCCCCCCAACCAUGUGCAGCAAUUGAACCAUCUCCACAUGCUCCCCUCGCCCUUCCUGCUCCUGAUCCUGCUGCCCCGCCUCCUCCUCUCGCUCUGCCUGCUCACGAUGCAGCCGAACCUGCUCUUCGUCCCCCUUCCCCUCCUUCCUGGCCUCUCGCCCUCACCCAGCCCUCAUCACAAGGUGUGGCCGAGCCUGCGGUGGAGGCUCGGGCAGCUCUUGCCAGGGCAGAGGAAAUGGUUGCGAGCCUGUUUGACCUGGGGACAGGGGGGAGUGGCAGGGAUGGUGGUGGGAGUGGGGAGGGCCAGCAGCACCAGCCUCAUGACGCUCACAAGCAACGGGAGGGCAACGGCAGUAGGCACCCGCUCAUGCCUCUGUCAGCCUAUCCUUGUACUCCAUUCAAUCCACACACGCCCGCACACAGCGCCGCCUCCUCUCUCCCCUUCUCCACACCCUCUUCCUCUGCAUACGCAUCACCCCCGCCCCCACUCCUACAACUUUCUGGAAAGUUCAGCACACCAGGAACCCUUUCAGCUCAGUCACAUUAUGCAUCGCAAACACCAGCUUCGCUACCACCGCUCGCCGUUGAUUCCUUGUCCGGAUCACCACUGCACAGACAACCCACACAACCCACGCAUCCCACACAGCCAUUGCAGCGCACGCAACCCACGCAUUCCAUGCAGCUACUCCAGCCCAUGCAGCCCAUGCAGCCCAAGCAGCUAAUGCUUCCCAUGCAGCCCAUGCAACCCAUGCAACCCAUGCAGACCAGACAGCCGUUGCACCUUUCGAAACAGCAUUCCACCGCACUAAACACCACACAUGCACUCUUUCAGUCACCUGCUGCUUCCCCACACACUCCCGCACUCGCCCAACCACCUCAGCUUCGUUCCUCCCCUCCUCUCCACCCCGCCUCUCCCCUCCACCCCUGUCCUCCUCUCCACCCCUCCUCUCCUUUGCACCGCUCACGCACCCCUACGUACCCCUCCAACACUCCUCUCCACCCCUCUCAUACUCCCCUCCACACCUCUCCCAAUCGGCUCCACAACGCCCCCCUCCACACUUCCCCCACCCCUCUUCACCGCGUUGGCGCCACUCUCCGCCGCCCCUUAACUCCCCUGAACCGUUCUCCAUCCACCUUGCCAUCCCCACGGCGGCAGUUUGUCCCGCCCACCUCCAACAUCCCCUCCCUCUUCUCCAAGCACCGCCCGCCUCGCUCCCGCACUGCUGGCCUGCCCCCCAUCCCCAUGCGCUCACUCACUGAUGCCGCCGAUCCACCAUCUCUUGACGUCAACCAAAAAGCAGCAGGGGGAGCAGGAAGCGUGGCUGCUGGGAAUGCAGCUGUGUCAAUGGCACGGAGUGGGUGGAGGACGGAUGGCGCGGGUGCAGCAGUGAUGGUUAGACAGCAAGAAGAGGGGCUGAGGAAACUGCAUGACCUAUACAGGGAUAAAGAGGGGAAGCCGAGGAGGCGACCCUGCAUGGCUGAGUUCUUUGGGUAUCCGCCUGGGCUGGAACGAGUGGUGAGUGUUUGUAUUUUUUCUGCUGCGGAGAGACUUGAUGGGUGUGCAUUGUUGAUCUACUGA
This is a messenger RNA of Closterium sp. Yama58-4, 4791 nucleotides long. Lineage: Eukaryota; Viridiplantae; Streptophyta; Zygnematophyceae; Desmidiales; Closteriaceae. The record is from the annotation of a GenBank genome assembly.